Messenger RNA from Archocentrus centrarchus (flier cichlid), 1355 nucleotides. RefSeq names its product Sp5 transcription factor-like (gene sp5l). The record is from RefSeq and is a predicted model, not a curated record. NCBI's taxonomy places the organism in Eukaryota, Metazoa, Chordata, Actinopteri, Cichliformes, Cichlidae. Bases 59 to 1153 code for a protein of 364 amino acids. Gene Ontology annotation, biological process: regulation of transcription by RNA polymerase II. Gene Ontology annotation, molecular function: DNA-binding transcription factor activity, RNA polymerase II-specific; RNA polymerase II cis-regulatory region sequence-specific DNA binding. The transcript has 2 exons.
UCGGUGCCUCUCGGCGCAGUUUGUGUUGCAGGUGCGUGGAGAAGGAGUGUGAGGACAGAUGGCUGCGCUGACGAUACAAAGGACUGACAACUUUUUGCACACCUUUUUACAGGACCGGACGCCCAGCUCCUCUCCAGAAGGGGCACCAAACGCCCUCUCCUUUCUGGCCACCACCUGCAGCCAGGCCUGGCAGGUGGGAGGCGCAAUGGGCUCAGAGGGUUCUCAGUUCCCCUAUGAGGGCACUGUCAGCUCAACAUCUGGAAUGUUUCAGCUCUGGAGCAAUGAGAUGGCACCCAGCACAGCCCUCAGCACACAUCAGAUGACCUUCACAGUGCCCAAGAUGCAGUUCCCUGGACACAUGCAGUCCGGCCUGAGUCAUCAUCACCAUCAUCAUCAUCCCCAUCAUCACCACCAUGAGCUGCCUCUUACCCCUCCAGCUGAACCUCCAUCAUCCUACUCCUUUGAACUCUCCCCUGUUAAAGUGUUGUCCUCACAGCCACAGACCAAUAGCCCCUAUUAUCCUCAGCAUAACAAUGUGGGACAAAACUUCCCCAGCUUCCUCCAGAAUUCAUCAGGUAGGCAUCAUUUGUCUGGAGGGCAUGUGGAAGAUGGGCAACAAUGGUGGAGCUUACCCCAAACCAACGCUACCCCUUCCAACCAUCCCUUCUCCCUGGGCAGACAGCUGGUUUUGGGACAUCAGCCCCAGAUAGCUGCUCUUCUGCAGGGCACCUCCAAAGGUCUGCUGAGCUCCACGCGCCGCUGCCGCCGCUGCAAAUGCCCCAACUGCCAGGCGAAUGGUGGUGGGUUAGAGUUUGGAAAGAAGAGACUGCACAUCUGCCACAUCCCGGAGUGUGGCAAAGUGUACAAGAAGACCUCACACCUGAAGGCACAUCUGCGCUGGCAUGCCGGGGAGAGACCCUUCAUCUGUAACUGGCUUUUCUGUGGUAAAAGCUUCACCCGUUCAGAUGAGCUACAGCGGCAUCUCCGCACGCACACCGGAGAGAAGCGCUUUGGGUGCCAGCAGUGCGGCAAGAGAUUCAUGAGGAGUGACCACCUCUCUAAACAUGUGAAGACCCACCAGACGAGGAAGAGCCGAUCUGGGCAGCCUUCACAGAGCACGGACCCUCUGCUCACCAAUAUUAAGAGAGAAUAAUUUCUGUGGUUCUUCAUUCAGAGACAAAAACCAACAAUGACCAGACUGGGUGACUCUCACUCACUGCCAUAGGUUUGCACUAGAGGGUAAGCAUCAAGCUCCCUGAAUAUAUUCUCUUGUCAAAGUCCUGCUUUUGACUUCAAGUACUACUAUAAAGUAAAUUUAGUGACCACUUUGAGUUACAUACUUAUGUGCUGUUUGG